AUGGCAUCCUCCAAGCUCGUCGCCGUCAUUGGCAGUGGUGCGGUGGGCCUGGCUGUCGCUCGGUCAGCCGCGCGCCGCGGCUUGCAGGUCGUCGUCCUCGAGCAGCACGCAGCCAUUGGCAUGGAGUGUUCGUCGCGCAACAGCGAGGUGAUCCACGCGGGCUUGUACUAUGCGCCGCAGAGCCAGAAGGCGACGCUUUGUGUGCAAGGUCGACAGCUCAUGUACGACUUUUGCCGCGACUUUCACGUGCCUUUCCAGCGCUGCGGCAAGCUCGUCGUCGCGUCGUCGGCCGACCAAAUGCAGCAGCUACAAGCGCUCAUGGCCAAGGCGAUGGCGAACGGCGUCACCGACGUCCGCCUUCUCACUGCUUCGGACGUGCAUGCGUUGGAGCCCGACGUCGUGGCCCACGGCGCGCUGCUGUCGCCGUCGACUGGCAUCGUCGACUCGCACGCGCUCAUGCUCGCCAUGCAAGGGGACGCGGAGGCCUAUGGCUGCGACUUUGCACUCAACUGCACCGUUGCUGGCGGCCGCGCCAACGCCGACGGCACGUUUGACGUGGUGACGCACCCGACCGACGAUCCGAGUGCCACGGACGUCAUCACGUGCGACGCGGUCGUCAACGCCGCGGGGCUCGGUGCUCUGCGCCUCGCGGCGCUCCUUGAAGGCACGCCGCGCCCCUUUGGCAUCGCCGAGCCGACGAAGUUUGCCAAGGGCUCGUACUUUAAGCUCGGCGGCGUCGCACGCAUGCCUUUCCAGCACUUGAUCUACCCCGUGCCGGAGAAGGGCGGUCUUGGCGUCCAUGCCACGCUCGACCUCGACGGCAACGUUCGGUUCGGCCCCGACGUCGAGUGGGUCACCGACAUCGACUACCAGGUCAAUCCCGACAAAGCAGCGGCAUUUGCGGCUCGCAUCCGCGACUACUGGCCGGGCGUCAUGGACGCCGAGCUCAUUCCCGACUACAGCGGGAUCCGUCCCAAGAUCGUCGGCCCCGGCGAGCCAGACGCCGACUUUCGCAUCGUCGAUGGAACGAGGAAAGAGCUCGUGCACCUCCUGGGUAUCGAGUCGCCAGGAUUGACGUCGUCGCUUGCGAUCGGCGAAGCUGUCGCCUUGCGUCUCGCGGCACUUUAACAAAGUCCAACUUGUCCUUCGCGUCGUCCAUGACGUGUGGUGACAUGUUGUUGCGGUAUAUAUAACGCGAUGUGGGAGCUUAGUUACGACUCAACAUGUCUUGCAGUGUG
Messenger RNA from Saprolegnia parasitica CBS 223.65, 1238 nucleotides. RefSeq lists its product as hypothetical. The record is from RefSeq and is a predicted model, not a curated record. Gene Ontology annotation, cellular component: mitochondrion. NCBI's taxonomy places the organism in Eukaryota, Oomycota, Saprolegniomycetes, Saprolegniales, Saprolegniaceae. Bases 1 to 1128 code for a protein of 375 amino acids. The transcript has 9 exons. Gene Ontology annotation, molecular function: (S)-2-hydroxyglutarate dehydrogenase activity; (S)-2-hydroxy-acid oxidase activity.